UUAGUCGCGUAGUGGAAGGGAAAAGUAGUGUUGUGCCGUCGAAACUCAACUCAAGUGGAGGUCCGCUGAUUGAGAGACUUGUCUUUUUUGCGGACUCACCCGAAGAUUGCGCGAGUGCUUUUACCAUUGUUGGAAUAAAGUGAAUUCGAAGUUGGUUUUGGGAAAAUUACCAUUUCUGGAUACGAAGCGAAAAGUGUGUUAUUCGAUCGGUUGAAUUGAGUUGAAAAGUCAUCAUCACGGGAAGAGCUCCCAGGGCGAAAAUUUAAGUAGUAGUUGUUUGUCACCCACACAGCCACACAGGUGAGCGUUGAGUGAGUAAAGCAUGCAACAUAAUAAUUUCGAAGGGUGGUAUUCGUGAUCGCAUCGCACCAAUACCGUUGCAGGGCGGGAAAACGACACGACGACGAAGCAAAAGUGACAGCUCUUGCGAUCGUCGAACAGCAGCAGACACUCCAGCCAGGCAGCAGGAGAGUAACGAAACGAGUGAUGUUGUAAGCAUUUUUUCCUGCAUCGUGUGACACGGAGGUGGAAACAAAUUGUGCAAAAAGAAAAUCGAAGCGUAAAGUGAAAAUCCGCUGCAUUAAAGUUUUGUGCCACGGAGGAUAUCUAGUGUGAUUUCCGCACGGAAGGUUCGAACACGGUUCGAGGGCGUUGAAGAUUCGAAAGGAGUAUCCUUGAGUGCUUGGAAAGAAGGCGUUUAAAGUGAGAAUCCCCAUGGUGGAGUGUGUCGUUGUUAGUGUAUGGAUGGAGCUGCAAUUCGUGCAUUCAGAAUAAAUUUUGUGUUUUUAUUGCGAAGAAAAAAAAGUGUUCCCCGUCAGGCAAACGAGCCCAAAUCAAGGAGGGGCAAAAGUCAUAAAAUAAGUGUAAUCACUUGCAAUCUGGCAAAGGUGGAAGAAAGGAAGAACUUCUGCGGAAGAAAGAAAACCUGUGUGGCAAAUUUUCAAAGAAGUUAAGUUUCACUGGAUAUUUCACUCAGAGAGGGUGAACGGCGGGAACUAGAAGAGACACGUAAGGAAUAGGCGGACCUUGCUGCUGGCUGAUAUCAUUCCUCAAGGCGGACGACCGACGACGUCAGACUGAGUGUGAUUCUUCGUCAUCCAGAAGUCAAUCAUCGGAGCGCGAGAAUAACAUUCAAGUUGCGAAAAUGCGGCUCCCUCGCUGGGUGAACUAAAAGACUGGGGACUCUUCUCACUCACCUGCUGCAGCCCGCCGCCGCCGCCGCCGCAAUACGACAGUGCCUCCCAGUAGCGGUGUCGUCCUGAUUAGAGCUUUAUAGCUUGAUUUAGUGCCGAGAAGAGCAGCAGCAGCAGUAGCCAAAUCCAAACACCCAGAAUGCCUCUGCCGAAACGACUCGUCCAGCCGGUGUACGUCGCCCGGUCGGUGUACGUGCGGGAGGAACUUCCGGCCGAGCUUGAAACCGUAACCAACACCACCCUCACCAACAUCGUUCGGCAGCUGUCGUCGCUGUCCAAACACGCCGAGGAUCUAUUUGGCGAGCUAACACGAGACGCCGGCAAUCUAGCCGAGCGGGCUAAUUCGCUUCAGGCACGAAUCGAUAGGCUAGCAAUAAAGGUGACCCAAUUAGAUAGCACGGUGGAGGAGGUGUCCCUGCAGGACAUACAGCUGAAGAAAGCCUUCAAGAGUGCCACCGUGUUUGAUCAGCAGAUAUUUUCGCGGGCGACGAUGCCGACCGCCAUGCUGGAGGUAUACCAGGCCUGCGACAAACCACCUCCACUUGAUAAACUGAACUGCUAUCGAGACGACGGUAAGGAUGGCCUGAAAUUCUAUACCGACCCGAACUACUUCUUCGAGCUGUGGCGACAGGAGAUGUUGAAGGAUACCGAACGGGUGAUGCACGACCGUGGCAAGAAGGUGCACAAACCUCGAGGCACCGAUGGAGCGGACGGUGGCCGCCAGAAGAAGCGGCCGCGAGCUCCGCACAAUACCCGCGAAAAACAACGCCAACGGGCGAUUGGUCACGGUGAAACUCUAAUGCCAAACAAUGUGAUCUACCGAACGCCGAGUGCGAUUGCACAAGCGAACGAGGAAGCCAUCUACAACCAGACCAUGGGUGGCAACAUUAUCUACGAUCCGCGAAAUGCCGGACCCGCGAGACCAAAUUCUAUCGAACUACGACGAAGUUACCAACCCGAACCCGUAGAUGGAGGCUAUGCUCCUCCAUCGCCACACUACCAACAGCAGCAGCAAAUGGCACAGCAAAACAACUACCAGCAGCAACCAAUGUACGAUGAUUACCCCAACCAGCAGAUCUACGGUAACAACACAAGCCAAAUGUCCCAGGAAAGCCUCUACGCACCGGGCACUCCUUCGCGGUCGAAAUCUCGACCAUCGCAACCUCCCCCGGCACCUCCAUCUACCGGAAGUGGCGGAGGAACUCCCAACGUAUCGAAUGCCAAUACUCCUACUCGGGGUCGAAGUAUGUCCACCGGUAGAGACAAUCUUCCUCCUCCGCCACCGAUUCCAGAAGGCCUCCAGUCACCACCGCACAUCCCCAACGGAGGAGCCAACGUUGCAGCUAAGCUUCUAAAUCGCGCCAACUCGAGAGCAGGCUCUCCCCAGCUAGGUGCCAACGGACAACCCUUACAGCCGCCUCAAAUGGGUGGCCAUCAGCAGCAGCAGCAACAGCAAGGGGGCAUGGUGGAUCCGAACCAAUUUGCGCUGGCUCAACUGAACCAGCAAAUCAACAAUUUGAACAACCUCAACUUGCAACUGGGUCAGCUGUCGAUGAACGAUUUACCACCGCCACCGCCAAUACCGGAACAGCUAUCUCCCAAGCAGUCUCCACCGAAUGUGGCUCCUCCUCCGCCGCCUCCACCUCCACCGCUACUGGAUGGCCCACUGAGUCCCUCGAAACCUCCGAUGGCCAACGGCGACGUCAUGAUCGGCGGCGGCAUGCCCAACGGCACCAUCAUCAUGGGUCAAAAGCAACAGCUGAAGAAGAUUCCACCCCAGGAAAAGAUCGCCUACGAAGACCCCCGGUCCGAUCUGAUGAAGGCUAUUCGAGACGGAAUCAAACUGCGCAAGGUGGAACAACGGAACGACGCCAAGGAGAACGACCGAACCAUCGAGCGAUUGCACGAUGUGGCUUCCAUUCUGGCGCGGCGCGUUGCCAUCGAGCUGAGCGAAUCGUCCGAUUCGGAGAGUGACGACGACAGCGAGGGUUGGAUGGAGAACGAAACGUCCGCAUGACAACACGAGAACAUGGCCGCGGCGACCGGUACGGCCGUCGCUGCCGGCGGUGGUAAGAAGAAGUGAAGGAUAGACUCGCUUGAGAAGUAAGUAAAGAGGAGAGACAUAACUCAUAUUAUAGAUAGUGGUUCUUCGUUGGUUGGGUUUAUCGAACAAGUGUAAAUGUACUAGGUAAAGCAAAAAAAAAAAAUGAACAGGAUACAGAUGACGGAAGUUGGUUAGACAACUUUUUUUUUUCUAAUUUCGUGUGAAGCUCUUCAUUUGAUUUGAAGAUUGUACGAAUAAAUGUUUGAUUCCAAUGGGGUUCGGUUCGUGCAUUUUCAAAGAAAAAAAAAAACAUUUCUGUUUCGUAUCGUUAUACUUUCCCACUGAAGGAAAAAUGGGCAAAUCAUGAAACAUGGGGAACGACAGUACCGGAGAAGAGUGAUAGCCGAAGGGAUGUGUAAUUUUAUUGUAAUUAUUAAGUUAUUUAUUUACGGCAAAACGAAUUACAAACGGCGGUUAUUAGGUUUCUUAUUUUUACUAUGUGGAUGUUUAUUUUUGUACAUUAUUUCAAUUCAUACAUUAGGAUAACUCAGCCGCGUGUUGGAGAAAACAAAACGGGAAAGAACAUUGAAAUGGAAACAAAGAGGGAAAAUCAAAAUCGAUUAAAGUUGAUAAUGUUAAAAACCCGUAGAUAUUAGAAGAACUGAGACCCCUUGGCGUAGAAUCAUUUCAUAGAAACUGGUAGUACUCAAAAUAAGCAAACCAUCUAAACUAAAAAAGAAGCAAAAACAUCAUCACCAUUCAUCAAAAUUUCGUACUAAAUUUAAGCUAAAAAAGAACACCAGCAAAAAAUAAACAGAUUACCAACUAACCAAUAGCCCAGUUUAGCGUUAGAAUUUAGAAAGACGGAUGAAAAUCGGUCAAAGACUCAUAUGAAGCAAAAAAAAAGUAUUCUUUCGUAUCGUAAAUCCGCGACAAGACAAAACCAGAAAACCCAUUCGAAAUGGAUCGUAUUGUAGAAGCUCAAAUUUCGGCGAAAAUCUUUGCUAUCGAAUAUGUAACUAGAAAAAAAAGAAAACUUUCCUCCUCUCUGCACGCACAGAAAUCUAGAGUCCUUUCCUUCCGACUUACUCACUAUCCCCUCUUUGUCUGUCUGUUGCAAAUCUAGGAUAAUCAAAUUGCUUAAAAGUAUCGACAUAUAUUCUUUAACUAUUACUUGUGCUUCUGAAACACCAAUCGCGGAACAAAACAUAGAAAAUCUUAAAAAGAGAACGGUGCACACAUAUUCGAACAAAUUUACACGCGCUACCUUUGCCCCCCCUUCUAUCGUUGUUUGUGCUGCUUUGCUCUAUUUUCUCUUAUUCGAAAACAAAAAUAUAAUGCUUCAAAAAUUAGACAAAAUAAAAGAUAAACACGCAUCAAAUGCUUUGUGAAGAAUCAAUUCUCGAAUGAAUAUUAUUGGAAGACUUACUAACACUAUUAAGGGAAGGAGAAUCGACGUAAACUUGCCAUUUCUUUGUCACCUAAAAUCAGCUUCAAACUGCUCGUAAUUUCAGUUUCUAUCCUUUGUGUAUCGUGAAGCAAGUACAGUACUGGCAAACGGCGAGGGUCUUCUUUUCGUUGAACGCGUUGAACUUAGAUGAAUAUGGGUCAUUCCAGCUCAAGUGGGUACACCACCUGUGGUUGAUGUCACUGAUUUGAGCCGAACUUGGCCAAAACGCUUAUUUAGGCAUUCUGAACAAACGCCUUUUUUUGAUUUUGCUCUGAAGUGCCUAGAUUCCUGUCGGCUACAACCCUGGAUUUUCGAGAUUUUUAAUAAUUUCAUCUUUCUGAAUGAUUACUCCACAACCAAAUAAGCUAUUCAUGAUCUUAGAACUCAAUUUGAAGGUUUUUAUUUAUAGAUUCUUAUAGAUGUACCCACAUUUUGUUUUUGUUAUAGUAACUACAGUAAACAGGCUGAUUACCGGCAGGUACCCAACUUACCAAAAAAUGGUAUAUUUACACCAUGGGCGGGAUUUUUUAUUUCUUA
This is a messenger RNA of Ochlerotatus camptorhynchus, 5224 nucleotides long. RefSeq names its product wiskott-Aldrich syndrome protein family member 3 SCAR (gene SCAR). Gene Ontology annotation, molecular function: protein kinase A regulatory subunit binding; Arp2/3 complex binding; actin binding. The record is from RefSeq and is a predicted model, not a curated record. The transcript is spliced from 6 exons. Bases 1333 to 3210 code for a protein of 625 amino acids. Gene Ontology annotation, biological process: positive regulation of Arp2/3 complex-mediated actin nucleation; actin cytoskeleton organization. Lineage: Eukaryota; Metazoa; Arthropoda; Insecta; Diptera; Culicidae. Gene Ontology annotation, cellular component: cytoskeleton; SCAR complex.